CCGCCGGGACCCCAGGGAGCAAGAUGGCUGAAAUCAGUGACCUUGACCGCCAGAUUGAACAACUACGGCGCUGUGAGCUCAUCAAAGAGAGCGAGGUCAAAGCCCUCUGUGCCAAGGCCAGAGAGAUCUUAGUGGAGGAAAGCAAUGUCCAGAGAGUAGAUUCUCCAGUAACGGUCUGCGGAGAUAUCCAUGGCCAAUUCUAUGACCUUAAAGAACUUUUCAGGGUGGGUGGGGACGUGCCUGAGACCAACUAUCUCUUCAUGGGAGACUUUGUCGACCGUGGCUUCUACAGUGUUGAAACAUUCUUGCUGCUUCUGGCCCUCAAGGUCCGCUACCCUGACCGGAUCACCCUGAUCCGUGGCAACCAUGAGAGCAGGCAGAUCACCCAGGUGUAUGGGUUUUAUGAUGAAUGCCUGAGGAAAUACGGCUCUGUCACUGUGUGGCGGUACUGCACUGAGAUCUUUGACUACCUCAGCCUCUCUGCGAUCAUCGAUGGCAAGAUUUUCUGUGUCCACGGUGGUCUCUCGCCCUCCAUCCAGACGCUGGACCAGAUCAGGACGAUAGACCGCAAGCAGGAAGUUCCUCAUGACGGUCCCAUGUGUGAUCUUCUCUGGUCUGACCCUGAAGACACUACAGGAUGGGGGGUGAGCCCUCGAGGGGCUGGCUACUUAUUUGGCAGUGACGUGGUGGCACAGUUCAAUGCGGCCAAUGACAUUGACAUGAUUUGCCGGGCUCACCAGCUGGUCAUGGAGGGGUACAAGUGGCACUUCAACGAGACAGUUCUCACAGUUUGGUCGGCUCCCAACUACUGCUACCGCUGUGGGAAUGUGGCAGCCAUACUGGAACUAGACGAACACCUUCAGAAGGAAUUUAUCAUCUUUGAAGCAGCCCCUCAAGAAACUCGAGGCAUCCCGUCUAAGAAGCCUGUAGCGGACUACUUCCUGUGAAUGCUCCUCCUGUCUCCUUCGUGCGGUUUCUGUUUUCUAUCGUGGCUGGGGUGGGCAGCCUCCCCGCC
Molecule: messenger RNA, 1015 nt
Organism: Euleptes europaea (tarantolino)
Lineage: Eukaryota; Metazoa; Chordata; Lepidosauria; Squamata; Sphaerodactylidae
Gene: PPP4C
Product: protein phosphatase 4 catalytic subunit
Exons: 9
Coding region: 24-947 (307 amino acids)
Biological process (GO): peptidyl-serine dephosphorylation; double-strand break repair via homologous recombination
Cellular component (GO): cytoplasm; nucleus
Molecular function (GO): protein serine/threonine phosphatase activity
Source: RefSeq, a predicted model, not a curated record